AUUUUCAUUUAUUUUUCCCCUCCUCUGUUUUCUCUGCAACCCCUGCGCUUAAGAUGUCUUGAAAUCCUCCUUUCGUUGCCACUCAGCUAAAGAGGUGGGAUUGUUCCAGCGCCAGCAAGUUCUUAGAACCUGCAUUUCACCUCUUUUAUUUAUGCAUUCACUUUGUUUAUUUUGACUGGGUUAUACCUGAUCUCUCCUUCUCCUACUGUAAAGGAGAGAGAGAGAGAGCGAUCGGAAAGUUUUUUUUUAAGUGCUUUGAUCCUCUCCUGUGAAGAACAAAAGGCGCUGCCUGAAUUAAAGAGAUAAUGAUACAAGUUGACAUGAGCAUUUCAAGGUGAUUUCGAGCUAGUCAGGUGGAAGGAAGGGGGGGAAAGGAUGAAAACAUUCUUAUUUCCCCCCCUUCGCUUUAAGGAAUAUUUAGAGGGAAAGCGGGGGGGGAAAUAAGGGAAGGAAGAGAAAGGAGGUGAGAGGAGGCUGAGCAACCUGGGCUGGUUCUGUAAAGGCUGAGCCGGGGCUGGGGGAGAUGUGCCCGGCGCUGCCCCGCGCAAGAUCGGCGGGGACCCGCGCAGCCCCGGCAUAAAGCACUUUUUUGUACAGAUUGAGCUCAUUUUUGUUUCUUUUCUUUUUUUUAAUUUCCGCGCUUUGCACCCUACGCCUUUAAGAGCUUUUUUUUUCCCUCUCCCCCACAAAAAAAAAAAGCAAAUGGUGCUGGGCAAGGCAUGUAACUGCAAGAUCUGCUCUAAUUACCCCGCGGAGGUAAUUGGGCUCAGGGAAGCCCUGGGUGCGGGAAGGCUCCGGCUUUGCAGGCAACUUGGCGGGGGAGCGCGGAGGGAGCGCGGAGCGGGGCCGCUGGGACCCCGCGCUUCGCAGGCGGCUGCGCGGGUGCGGAGCUGCCCGGCUUGGGAACCACCAGCUCCCGAAGCCGCGGAAAGGGAGGGAAGGUUGCGCGGAGCUGCUCUGCACCCGGGGCGGUGCUGUAAAUAACUCCGGAGCGUCCAACCACCCCCCUCAAACAAAAAAUGCUAAUAAUCGUCAUAAUUAAAUAUAUUUUAAAGUGUAUUUAGUCUCUGCCACCGCCCCAUCCAGCGAAGGGGGGUUCGCGGGGUUCAGGUGCGAACAGGGGCCCCGCGGUACCGCGCUGCCCGGCGGUGCAGAGGUGAGGGUGUUGAAGGCAGCCCCUCUCCAACUAUUUCAGGUCCUUGGCAAUUGGUCACCAGUAUUCCUCCCUGGGGACUCAGCCCAUCCUCUGCGGGAGCAUCCCAGGACUCGUACCCAAGCAGCUACGCUUCUGUCGGAACUAUGUGGAGAUCAUGCCCAGUGUGGCAGAAGGGGUAAAGAUUGGGAUCCAAGAAUGCCAACACCAGUUUCGAGGGAGGAGGUGGAACUGCACAACCGUCAAUGACAGCUUAGCCAUUUUUGGGCCUGUGCUAGAUAAAGCUACCAGGGAAUCAGCCUUUGUCCACGCCAUUGCCUCUGCUGGAGUGGCUUUCGCGGUGACCAGAUCUUGCGCCGAGGGCUCGGCCACCAUCUGCGGCUGCGACACCCGCCACAAGGGCUCUCCUGGGGAAGGCUGGAAAUGGGGGGGCUGCAGCGAGGACGUGGAGUUUGGGAGCAUGGUGUCUCGGGAGUUUGCGGACGCCCGAGAGAACAGACCAGAUGCCCGAUCGGCCAUGAACAGGCACAAUAAUGAAGCUGGAAGGACCUCUAUUAUUGAACUCAUGCAUCUCAAGUGCAAAUGUCAUGGCCUCUCAGGAAGCUGCGAAGUGAAGACCUGCUGGUGGUCUCAGCCAGACUUCAGGGUCAUUGGUGACUACCUCAAGGACAAGUACGACAGCGCUUCUGAAAUGGUGGUGGAGAAACACCGAGAAUCCCGCGGCUGGGUGGAGACCCUCAGGCCCAAAUACAACUUCUUCAAGGCUCCAACAGAGAAGGACCUGGUUUACUACGAGAACUCACCAAACUUUUGUGAGCCCAACCCUGAGACGGGUUCUUUUGGGACCCGUGACAGGAUCUGUAAUGUCACUUCUCAUGGGAUUGACGGCUGCGACCUUUUGUGCUGUGGCCGUGGGCACAACACGAGGACUGAGAAACGGAAAGAGAAGUGCCACUGUAUCUUCCACUGGUGCUGUUAUGUCCGCUGCCAGGAGUGCAUACGAGUCUACGAUGUCCACACGUGCAAAUAAAACAGGCAAAAAACCCUUUGCUGGGCUCUGGGUGGAGAAACAGAUUCGAGCCUACUUCCUCUGAGGCAGACACAAGAGAAGCCUACUUUUUUUGAUAUUAAAAGAAUAAAAACUUUUUUAAAAAAAAGGCUAAAACUGGUCGGAUAGAAUAGGUCUAGUGACUUCUGGGCUAUCCUGAGGUACAUCAGGCAGUGACACAAGUUGCACCCCGAUGAUGUCUCCUGUAGGAGACAGUGAUUUUUCAACCAGCCGAGAACACAGAGCUGGAAAGAAGAGCAUCAGCAAAAGCAUGGAUUUGCUCUGCUCUCGCCCACCCGAAGUGACUCGUGUGAUUAAGUGUCCUUUGAAAGACUUGCAUCUUCCUGAGUAUCUCCUUUUCCCUCGGCCUGGCAGAGGCUGUGUUGGACAGCAGCACUAAGCUUUCUGAGAUCUAUCUACCUACCCGAAUGGCCGGGCUCUGUAUGUAACAUGAGUGACAACAAAAGCAGAAAAAGAAAAACAGAUAAAUUAAUGUUUUUUUUAAAAAAAUGCAAAUACUCCUUUGCUUUUGCCCUGGAACCAGAGAAGUCUACAAACACAUAAUAGAGCUGUAGAGCAGGCAGGCUUUUUGCGUGAACUUUUUAGCACAGUAGUUUCUGCCAGUUUUGAUGCAGAAUGCAGUGACAGCUGUGGAGAGGGAGGAAAGAAGAAGGAGAGAAAGACAGAAAACUGCUGAUGGUUUCCUGCAAAUGUCCUGUUGGCACACAGGUGAUGUGCAAGGUAUGGACAAGUUCAGUGCCUGAUCUGAGAAGAGGACUUGGUGUGUGUGUCAAGAAGACAGUCCCACGGAUGGAGAUGGUGCUCCAACUGUGGCCUGGUACAUGGUUCAAAUGAGUCUUCCUUGGAAACAUGCGGUGAAAAGCGAGUGUCCUGGGGCUGGACAUUUGCUGCUGGGAGUGGGACAUGCAGCUCCUCAGCAUCCCAGCGUGCUCCCAUAGGGGAGGAAACCACCUUGUUAGAAAACGCCGUCACCAACAGCGGAAAGUGCACUUAGUCCAUCCACUCCCUGCACCUCGUUCAGGCUUCCCCCUGGGCACUUAGCAAAAGCCUCAGAUCACAAGUCUGUUGGGAACAUGACUCUGAAGGACUGCUUGUCACUCAUUAACGUACGAGAUGGUGAACCAGUGCAUCACCACCCCCACACACACAAGCUGGAACAGCAUGAGACUCAUGCUGAAUUUUGUUCCACACCUAAUUUCUAUAGCCAUUCCCACCUCUGAAAGUGACACAUAUUAAAAUGCACAAAGCCCAGACACUGAACCAGCUCAGACUUUUGGGCAAGCUUGGACAUAAAGACAAAUACCAGCUUUGCAGCGCUGCCCCAUCUCUGCUGUUCACCUCUGACUCCCUGUCUUUGUGUGCUGCCCUGCUUCUUAUUUCAGGUCAGGAUGCCCAGUCUGCAGAAACAGAUCCCACCUACCCCGUGGACACCAGGGCUUCUUCAGCCAUCUGGGUGUCAGGUGUGAAUCUCAGCCCAUCACCUUGGUAUUUAUCACACUGUAACUCUGCUUGAGUUACUCCUGGUCAAUUUUGGCAUAAAUGAGUGGUGAAUCAUGCACUUGUCCUGUGUCCUCUUUGCCUUACCCAUACCUGUGGGUUCCUAUCUUGGGAAAAGGACAAUGGAUCGGCAUUUUUUCUCCCUCUUCAGUACAGGAAGGGAAAUCAGGCAUGAUCUAACUCUCAGUGACCCAUAAGAGUAUUUUCAUGGCAAUGCAAUCAUGGCUAUGGGCUCGUUCACACCUAGACGUCUAUGUAGAGAAACCGGAGUGCUCUUUUAUCCCUGCUUAUUCUCGGGAACCAAAAGAGGGAGUAUGCAAAAGAGGCAAGGAACAAACAGAGCUUAAUCCCAUCAGAGGGAAAACAGGAGGAAAUGAUGCCUCCAAGGGUUGACUCUGAGUCAUGGUGUCUCCUGGGACCACUCCAAGGCUGGUGCAGUUUGUGCAUCACCCAUUUGUCUCAGGGCUGUGCCCAAGGGCACAAGCAAACUUUGCUUAUUGAUGGAGGCACUUCUAUUACUCUCUGAAAAAAUAUAUAUAUAUAUCAUUAAACCAAACUGCAAUGAAAUGAGAGCAGAAACACAGAAGAGAGGAAGAGAUCAAGAGAGACAAUGAAAAAAGGAGGAGAAAACCAAUCAAUCAUAUCUGUACAUGUCAAUGUUGCACCCAACGGAUGGCCACACACCGACUGGUAGAAAGCAAUAGAUCACUAAAAACUGAAAGAUGGACCAAUUAAUGGAGGCGUGACUGAUUUUUUAUAAUACAGUCUGGGAGAAAAGGAAAAUCUGGUUAUUAUGGCAAAUAGAGAAGGAAGCCACUGCAGGGGGAUAUUGCUACAAUAACCAAUAUUCAAACAAAAGCUUUCAAGAAAGCUGAAGAAAACCAUAUAUGUGUUGGAGACAUUGAUGAAUUGGAAUAGACGGGACAAGGAAUAUGUCUGAUUUACUUAAUCUGAUGCAAUGCUAGCAGCAACAGCAAGACAUGUUAGACAUGUCCCACCAGGUACUUGUGUAAGUUAAUGGUAUCCCUGAUGCUGAGGAUGCAAAUCAUUGCAGGUCACAGUCCCUGUCAAUCCACUGACUUCAGCAGGAUCACACCUACAACUGAUUUUACCCUAAUAUUUUUAAGCAAAGUAGUUUCAAACUGCUUUUAUACCACACUGGUGAAGAAAUGGGUUGAAGGACUUGGCUUCCAUGCAUGGGAGCUGGACUUGAUCCCAGCACAUCCACAGCAUGCUAACAUCCACCUUUUCUGCUUUUGCACCAGAAACAAGCCCAACAUCCCUAGCAGUUGAAACUCCUUGGGAAGAAUGGGGGGAGGGGGGGGAACGAACAAACAAAACCAAAACACACAACAAAAAACUGGACACUUGCUGAGCAAUCACCUCUCAAGAUGAACAAACAGAUUUUGACUGCAGCAGUGGAAUUUAUUUCAUCUGGCCAUGUCAUCUAGUCUAAGCUAUUUAUCUACUUUUCUCCUAGGAUAAAUUGCAAGAAACAACUCCAGAAGGUGAUUCAUUAUAGCCUAGGAUGGUAUCUAAGCUAUGUUUGGUAAACUGUCCUCUGGGUAUACCUCUGUCUUUCCUCUGACUUUAGCUGAUGAGUUCAUACUAGAUGAUGAGCUCCUGGAUACAGGCUGAUGAUGUGAAGUCCAUCAUGAGUCAAGGAGGUGAAGCUACAAUCUGAUCAUCAGCUGAGAUGGGCUAGAAGUUGUAUUCCUUCAUCCAAAGCUGGGGUCAGGCUUGAAACAGCUCAGUACUUGGGGACUUCCACCCAUUCUAAUGAAGCCUAUGCAUACUUGUUUGGUUUUAUUGUGUAAUUAGUCAUCCACUGUGACGAUAUGAUGUAAAGGGUUGAGCAGCUGCUACUAAAGACAAUGAAAAAUGCCUGUGUGAAUUCUGUUAAUCACAUCUGAGGGCCCUAGUCCUGGGUCUGACUCUUCCCACCCAUGAGGAGGGAAGGGAGAGAGCCUGCUAGGGAACUGGGAGCAUGCUGAGUGCACAUGUGAGGUCUGAGUCUCAUCCCAUGGCUUUGGAGGAGAUACUUUGACCAUCGCUCCCUAGUGCACAUAAAUUUUCAUUGGAAAACUAAGAUCUCACUCCAUUGCCUACAUGAGAUAUUUCAAGCUAGGGUUGUCACUGUACCGGUAUGAAAUAUUGAGUGAGGUGCCAUCCCUCCUUAUACAUCAUCAUGCCUACACUGAGCAUCAUUUAGGAGAUGGUCUAAAUCCAUCCUAGAGCUGCCUUCAGUCUCAGGUUCUCCCAUUCUGUGAAAACCGUCGGGCCUUCAUUAUGGAGAGGACUUACAGUUUCAGUCAAUAAUGUAAGCAUCUGGUGACAUUUUAUGUGCUCUACAAUAACCUAUUGGGAUCCAGAUGUUGCUUUGAUGAUUCCCACCAGCCUUAAACCUGGGCAGAUAUGUCAGGGAGAGACUGUAGGGUGUCCAAAAUGACGCGAGAUGCCUACAUGUAGACAGUUGAAUUGUGCACUUCUCUGGAAAUGGGUUUCUGUCAAAAUUUCAUCUCUGUUGAGCUGGGUAAUGGACCAGUCUAUAGUCAAAAUGAAAAGAUAAUUCAUUUCCCACAAAUCGGAGCUGGCCAACUCAACUUCGAUGAUCUGUGUUGCUCUUCCCUUUGGUCUUCACUUAUUUCGAGGUUUGUGCUCGGGCAGAUGGUUUAUAUCAGGCAUGUGUUCAGCAGUACCAGGGAAAAGAGAGAAGAUAUCAUCCAACCAAGUAACAUAUGUGAAAAAUAAAAAUAAUAAAAAAAAAGGAACAUAAUUCAAUCCUCUUACAUGCUGUUACCCAACCUUUUCUUUAACUGAACAGACGGUUUUGAUGGUCCCCAUCAGUUCCACAUCCACCCUCAUCAAAGACAGUGGAGUUACCUGUGAGGGGUGAAUUUGGCCUCAUCUCUUUUCUUUCUAUGAAAGAAAUGGAAAGUUUAGGAGUUUCUUCUUCUUUUCUUUCCGUCUUAGAGUUUGGGGGUUUCUCUUUCUUAGAGAAAAGAAAAACAUGGGGAGGGAAAUGCAUGACAUUUUCUAUAUACUUGACCCCUGAGGUAUCUCUUUUUUCUAAGUGUCAUGCUCAACACUGACAGUCUUCUCCAAAGCAUUUUGAAGUCUCCAGAAUUGUUUCCAUUCCUUGCAAGGGCCUUCAUGUGCAGAACUAAACCAGUCAGAGUUCAAUCUCAAGAGGGGACUGCAGAGGCAACCGAGCCACAAGAUGCAGUCUGGUACAGAAAUCUCUGAGCCAGCACCAACCACAUCAGCCCUGCAGACAGAAGUGCUGUGGUCUUAGCUGAGCAUUGCAUUAGCAAAUCUUAAAGAGCAAAUUAUUUUGCCACUCGAUCUAAAAUAUUUUGGUAUUUUCAGAUAUAUUCCCACAGAGGUGUCCAUGGAUUAUAACAUAUCUAUCAUGUGUGUUCAUACGCUUGUCAUGCCCCCAUCCUCAAAUUCAAAUACAGGAGAAACACUAUGAGCUUCAGGUCACGUUUUUUAGAGUCAAAGAGGGGUUUCAGUGAUGAAAAUCUGAGGCCGAUGUUCUUGUGGAUAUUCAGGGUUACAGCAUGAGCACCCUGCAAGAGCCAGGAGUUGUGAAUCCAGUCCUAGGUUCUGCACUAUGGAAAUUACUUUGGACUUCCAUUGACGCCUUAAUGAUAUCUUCUUUGAGAAGACAAAGCAGGGCCAUGAAAAGGCACUGAAUCAAACAGUCCUGCAGAUACCAGCUGUUGGAUCUGGUUAAACAGGCAGCCCAUGGGGAAAUGCGUCCUGGCUCUUCCAGAGACCUACUCCAGAGCUGAGGCUGCCGAGAAGGCAACUCUCUGCCGUUAGUGACACAGCAAGGGACAGGGGAUGUUCAAUCAGAUCUCUCAGUCAUGUGCCAAAGUAGCUGUUUGGAUGAGAAGAUAUGGAGAGAGCAUUAGAUGAUGGGAGAGAAGGUGGGCUGGGUGGGAGGAGAUCCCAUCUCUCCUUCAUAGCUAUAUAUCUCCUAUUUCCUACCUGCCUUCAGGCUAAAUCUUGGCUGUUGCAGGGACUUCUUAGUAGAGGAGAAUCUCUUUUCUAGAUUUCCCUUCUUUUGUCAGGCAGCAGUAGCAGGAUCUGGCUUGCUUUUUGCUGAAUUGUUUUCUUCAUGGCUUAGCCCAUCAUUCUCAUGUUUCCUGCCCUCUCCUGUGUGCUCCGACAAAAGCUACUGCUCUGCAGAUCAUCACAACUCAGCAAGGGAACAGGACCUUCCUGCCUCAGGCCUCCAUUAACUCCUGCAGGGUGCAGAUACUUCCAUUUGGUGGGAAACAGAGGUUCCUGUGGGCUCCAUUUUGAGAAUGGGGUGUUUAGUCUUCAUUUCUGAGACUUCCAGUCUCUUUGUGGACUUGGGCAAGUCAUUCUACUCCCACUUCAUUGCAGUUUUCCAGAGGUGCGUCUCCAGCUUGGAGAGGGAGAUUUUCUCAAGCACAAAUGAGAGACAAGUAGUUAACUCCCAAGCAGUGGUACCUGGGGUGGGAUUCACCAUACAAGGUGAGAUGCUUAAAUGCAGGUAUCUACAUGUGAAGGAGGUUCUUGAACUCCCAUACAAAUCCAAUGAUGGGCUCCCUUUGCCUAAACAUAUUAUCUAGAACUGAAUUGAAUUAUUGGAAAUAAGUGUCUAGAGCCAUCUGAUGUGCACCAGGGUAUCCCACUGGCCUCUAGAAACUACUCUGGAAGAGUAUGGCCUUCCCCUAAGUCCUAUGGUGUAUCUGCUAGCUCCACAUAGAUGUUGCGGAAACCCCAGGGCACCUCAGAAGACAAUAGAUGCCUGUGCUUGAGCAACUCAGUUGACCUCCUAGUUGAUAAAGAAUGGAGGUUAGAGAAGAAUUCAGCUGGCCAAAUGCAAGUGUCCAUUCUAGGGCAAGCUGAACCAAUCUCUGGACUCCACUGACUGGUGACUAAAUCUCCAUCAGAUACGGGUGUUAAGAUGUCUAAGUCACACAGAGACAUGCGCUUGUGAACACCUGCAAGUGUGUGUCUUUAUGUAUGAGCUGGAUCCCACUCCAGAUGCCUAACUCUCAUGUUUUUAGAGACUUUAAGAUGGAAAACUGUGUAUGGGCUCAAUUCUGUUCUCAAACUGAUAUAAAUCAGCAGACAUAAUUUCCAUAAUGCCAGACUUACAAGUGUAUCAAAGGGAGCAGAGGGUGGACGUAUUCUGUAAGAAUAAUUAUUUGAAUCCACUUUACUGACUGGUAUGUAAUGGGUUUGACCCCAAGGGAGCAUCUCUGCUCUUCCUCUUGGAGAGCACAUAAUGAAAAUGGACAAGUCUCACCAAGUCAUCUACAGGCAAAAGCUUGCUGUUAUGGGAAUACCAUCCAGAUAGAGAAAGCUCCUGAAGCACAACAGUCACAAGAGUCUUUUCUACAUGACUUGAUUUACUUUGCCUCUUUAGACCUUGCUUUUCUUAUACAUGUUCUGUGGACCAAGGGAGAUCUUGGACAGCCCUGCAUGGAAGUGGAGAGUGGGGAAGGUGUGAGGAGAUUCUUUCAUCAUUUUCCUUUCUUCUGAAAGUUCUUUAUUCUUAUUUAUUAGUAUUUAUUUAUUUCUCACCAUUCAUUCCACUCCACCAAAAGUCCUGAAGGCACGUCUGCUAUAGACAUAGGCUAGCAAGCAGCCGGGUAUCACCCAUGUUUUUGAGGGAAUACACCAUCUUGUCAAGGCUCCUUCCUAAUGUGCACUUGCCACCUGCUGCUACCACUUGGAAAGCACAAGAAGCCUAAGUCUUUCCAAGGCAGGCUCCAAAAACCUUCAAAAUUCUCCUGUGUGUAACAAAAUCCUCCCCACUGAAACCAUGGUUUCCCACUGAUGUGUGUUCCUCCAGACCUGGUUGCCCCAAUGCUCUCCUGUCCCCAUCUGACUGCUGCUCAGCCUUACGCCUCUUAGCCUCGGUGGAGAUCCACUCAAUCUAUCUCUUAAGGCAUCAUUUUCUGUCACUCCCAGGACAAAACCUGCCCGAACAAGACCUGUUGUAGUUUUGGACUAUCUGACAAGCCCACCAGCAUUGUGGAAGACAUAAAACACAGACCUGUAGCACCCCAGGGGAUUCCCCCAUGGUACAAAACAUGAUUGUCCGGCAGCCGAGGACAAGUACCUUCUUGCGGGUGGGUUUUUUUUCACUGUUGCUUUCCCUUCCCACAGACUGUCUGCCUGAUUACAUCGCCUUCUUCAAAGCUACAUCACCGUCUGUAACCCUUCCCCUGCCCUCACCCUACCUGCGCACCCCUUUGUACAGAUUGCAUGUAUGAUACAACCUGAAAUUCCAAAGCUAUUGUACAAAGUAGGAUUGUCACCUUUUAUUUUUCUCAGUAUUUUGUUAAGUCUGAUGAUUUUUUUAUGAUUAUUUAUUUUAUGAAUAAAUGUAUAUAUUAGUAAGAGUAUAUAUUUGCGGAAAUAACUCAUCGGGACAGUGUCGUUGCUCUGCUGUUGUGCUUGUGACCUCAUUGGCUUUUACCCUAUUUUCUACUGACAGCACACUAGCGAUGUCUUACAAUUGUUUUUUGUUACCAGUUAAGUUUGAUAGAUGUGUUAACUUUAUAAUGAAAAUAAUAAUAAAAAAAAGCAUUAAUUUUAA
Molecule: messenger RNA, 10308 nt
Organism: Columba livia (rock pigeon)
Lineage: Eukaryota; Metazoa; Chordata; Aves; Columbiformes; Columbidae
Gene: WNT3A
Product: Wnt family member 3A
Exons: 4
Coding region: 1311-2183 (290 amino acids)
Biological process (GO): neuron differentiation; multicellular organism development; cell fate commitment
Cellular component (GO): extracellular region
Molecular function (GO): cytokine activity; frizzled binding
Source: RefSeq, a predicted model, not a curated record